CCGCGGAGCGAAGGACUUCACUCCACUUCAGAGUGGACAGGACAGGACUAGACCUCGAGACCAGACCGCUGAACCCCCAGAGUCCUCUAGACCAAAGACCUCCAGGCCAGACCGCUGAACCCCCAGAGUCCUCUAGACCAAAGACCUCCAGGCCAGACCACUGAACCCCCAGAGUCCUCCCGACCCGAGGCUAGACCAGGGACCCAGAGACACCAGGACCAGGACCAGGACAUGGCCCAGAGACCAGCCGCGGUCUCCUCGUCCGCCGCCCGGCAGCCAGACUUCAUCCACCUGAACGACCUGGCCAGUGACGCGGCCGGGGGGAAGGUCGUCUUUGCCACUGAUGAGUGGUUCGCUCCCGCGGCCAAUCUACUGAAGCGGGACCCCCCCAGGUUCGAGGCGUCGGCCUUCACAGAGUUCGGGAAGUGGAUGGACGGCUGGGAGACCCGGCGCAAGAGAAUCCCCGGUCAUGACUGGUGUGUGGUGCAGCUGGGCGUUGUGGGCGUGGUCCACGGCGUCGACGUCGACACCUCCUUCUUUACAGGAAACCACGCCCCCUACAUGUCUGUCCAGGGAGCCUGUCUGGAUGCGCCCCCCAGCCUGGUCCUGGAGGGGGACCGGACCGGCACUGCGGCCAGCGACGGCCAGCUGGAGGCGGUCUCCAAGCUGCGCUCUGAGACCUGGAGGGUCCUGGUCCCGGAGUCCGGGCUAAACCCGGGCUACGCAGACUCCUGCCACAACUACUUCAGGGUCACCUGUCCGGACAGGAUCACACACCUGCGCCUCAACAUGUACCCAGACGGGGGCGUGGCCCGGUUCAGGGUCUACGGCGUGGGACAGAGGGACUGGUCUUCAGUCCCCGCCCACCAGGAGGUGGACCUGGUGGCCAUGACCAAUGGAGGGGUCUGCCUUGGCUACAGCGACGCCCACUUUGGACAUCCCCGCAACAUGAUUGGGCUGGGGCGGGCCGCCAACAUGGGGGACGGAUGGGAGACGGCCCGCAGAAUGGACCGCCCCAAAGAACUGAAGGUGGAUGGGCGGGGCAUCCUGCAGGUUCCAGGAAGUGAGUGGGCGGUGCUCCGGCUGGGUCACGCCGGGGUCAUCUCCCACGUGGAGGUCGACACCAAUCACUUCAAAGGGAACUCUCCGGACUGGUGCCGCCUGGAGGCGUGCUCUCUGACCGCCGGCCAGGAGAGCGCCGCCGCCGCCGCCGCCGCCGACGCGUGGAACUCUGGGAGCUGGAAGGUUCUGCUGCCCGCCCAGAAGCUCCGCCCCCACCACCGGCAUCACUACUUGGAGGCGGAGCUAGCGCUGAAGGAGGCGGUCACUCACGUGCGAUUGGUCAUCGCUCCGGACGGAGGGGUCAGUCGCCUGAGGCUGUGGGGGCGGGCGACGCCCAUCUCGCCCGCCCUGACUCCGCCCACCGCUGUGGCUCCGCCCACCGCUGUGGCUCCGCCCUCCAAACUGUGACCUGAGAACAGCUUAAAGUGUUUGAUGAAGAUCUCCACCUGCCAGCUACUCUUCCUCAUCACCACCCUCGUCUUCCUCGGAUGAGGAAGGAGCCGGAAUGGAACCGACGACCUCAGGGGACGGACUCUCUCAUGCAUCACGCAGAACGUGUUAGACCAAGAUACCGUGACGUGUUAUCCGUAUGUUUCUGUACCGUCGAUGUGAGCUGGUCCUCGUGUGAUUGAAUAUUGCAUUUUGUAAUUUUCCAUAACUGUGGAAAAUUGUUCGGUGAAUAAAUACACACUUUAAU
This is a messenger RNA of Gadus chalcogrammus (walleye pollock), 1759 nucleotides long. It is a transcript of the gene allc, whose product is annotated as allantoicase. Gene Ontology annotation, molecular function: allantoicase activity. The record is from RefSeq and is a predicted model, not a curated record. The transcript is spliced from 12 exons. Gene Ontology annotation, biological process: allantoin catabolic process. NCBI's taxonomy places the organism in Eukaryota, Metazoa, Chordata, Actinopteri, Gadiformes, Gadidae. The coding region runs from base 232 to 1470 and encodes 412 amino acids.